UGCCGGGUCGUCCGGCCCAUGCGACAGAGAAACGGUGACCUGGUGAACCGGGCUCUCGUCCGAGGCAGCCCGCACCCCCCGGCGCCCGAAAAUGCUGAGAUCUAUGUGGAAUUUUCUGAAGCGUCACAAGAAGAAGUGCAUCUUUCUGGGCACGGUCCUUGGAGGAGUAUAUAUCCUGGGGAAAUAUGGACAGAAGAAAAUCAGAGAAAUACAAGAAAGGGAGGCUGCAGAAUACAUUGCCCAAGCACGACGACAGUAUCACUUUGAAAGUAACCAGAGGACUUGCAAUAUGACAGUGCUGUCCAUGCUUCCAACACUGAGAGAAGCCUUAAUGCAGCAACUCAAUUCGGAGAGCCUGACAGCUCUGCUUAAAAACAGACCUUCGAACAAGCUGGAAAUAUGGGAGGAUCUAAAGAUAAUAAGUUUCACAAGAAGUAUCGUGGCUGUAUAUAGUACCUGCAUGCUGGUGGUUCUCCUGCGGGUGCAGUUAAACAUAAUUGGUGGAUAUAUUUACCUGGAUAAUGCAGCAGUUGGCAAAAAUGGCACUACAGUUCUUGCACCCCCUGAUGUCCAGCAGCAAUAUUUGUCAAGCAUUCAGCACCUCCUGGGAGAUGGCCUGACAGAAUUGAUCACUGUCAUUAAACAAGCUGUGCAGAAAAUUUUAGGAAGUGUUUCUCUUAAACAUUCUUUGUCUCUAUUGGACUUGGAGCAAAAACUAAAAGAAAUAAGAACUCUUGUUGAGCAGCAUACAUCUUCCUCUUGGAUUAAUAAGGAUGGAUCCAAAUCUUUUUUAUGCCAUUAUAUGAUGCCAGAUGAAGAAACACCAUUAGCAAUUCAGGCCUACGGGCUUUCUUCCAGGGACAUUACCACUAUUAAACUUCUCAAUGAAACCAGAGACAUGUUGGAAAGUCCAGAUUUUAGUACAGUUUUGAACACCUGUUUGAACCGGGGUUUUAGUAGUCUUCUGGACAACAUGGCUACAUUUUUUCGACCUACUGAACAGGACCUGCAACCCAGUAACUCCAUGGCGAGUUAUUCCAGUGUCAGCCUGCCUUUAGCUAAGAUAAUUCCAAUAGUAAAUGGACAGAUCCAUUCUGUGUGCAGUGAGACACCUAGUCAUUUUGUUCAGGAUCUCUUGAUGAUGGAGCAAGUGAAAGACUUUGCUGCUAAUGUGUACGAAGCCUUUAGUACCCCUCAGCAACUGGAGAAAUGAUUUUUUUCCUUCAUGAAAACCUACAGUGGGAUUCAUUUACUUUUAAAAAUACAUGGAAUAAGUCUACUACACCUACAAUGACAAUUUGUUACCAAAAUACCUAAUAAAAAUAUAUUCUUAAUCCAA
Messenger RNA from Chinchilla lanigera (long-tailed chinchilla), 1339 nucleotides. RefSeq names its product peroxisomal biogenesis factor 3 (gene Pex3). The record is from RefSeq and is a predicted model, not a curated record. Gene Ontology annotation, cellular component: peroxisomal membrane. Lineage: Eukaryota; Metazoa; Chordata; Mammalia; Rodentia; Chinchillidae. Gene Ontology annotation, biological process: protein import into peroxisome membrane. Gene Ontology annotation, molecular function: protein-macromolecule adaptor activity. The transcript is spliced from 12 exons. Bases 92 to 1213 code for a protein of 373 amino acids.